This is a messenger RNA of Austrofundulus limnaeus, 410 nucleotides long. It is a transcript of the gene mrpl53, whose product is annotated as mitochondrial ribosomal protein L53. Gene Ontology annotation, cellular component: mitochondrial large ribosomal subunit. Bases 1 to 339 code for a protein of 112 amino acids. The record is from RefSeq and is a predicted model, not a curated record. The transcript has 3 exons. Lineage: Eukaryota; Metazoa; Chordata; Actinopteri; Cyprinodontiformes; Rivulidae.
AUGCCCAAAACCAACAUGGCGGUUCGCUUGAAAGCACCCUUGGUGCUGAAGGCUGUGAAGAAAAUAGUGAUUGAAUUCUGUCCUUUCGAGCCCAAUGUCCGGUCCACGCGGGAGUUUCUGACCGCGGUGGGCUCCAUGAAGAUCCGAUCCACCAACCUGAACUGUGAGAUGACGACCAACGUCAAACACGACAAGUCCGAGCCCRUCGUCGAUGUAACUUACGUUGAUGGGGAGAGGCUGAUCAUGAAGGGAGCUCAUUUAACCUGCCAGGAGAUGAUGGAUGCCUUUCAGUCCCGCUGCAUAGACAAGGACCCCCAGGCGAAAGCUGCAGCGAAAUGAUCUGCUUCCUGYAUGAAUGUGUUUAUCUGUGUGUUUAAAAUGUCCAAUAAAAACAAUAUCCUUCAUUUUUA